AAACAAUUCACAUACAUAGCUGUUCAUUAAUAACUGCCAGCGACUACAAACUAUCGUUCUAACAACCAUACUGAUCUAGCAAAGUCCAGUGAUUGUUACUAUUACAUUACACAAUCCAGAGGAACAAGUUAAUCAUUGGGACAGUGAAAUUUGUUUCUGAUUUAACAAGUAUCUGAUACUAACUCAAACAGGUGCUUGUACAACCUGUUCAAUGGGAUAAAAAGUACACUAUUAUUAAAGUUCACGCACUAUUUUCAUGGCCCUGAAUAUUGUUGAACCACUACGGAAAUUAAUAGCACUACUAAUAUCAACGAAUCUUUUGACAACCACAUCAACAAAAAACUCUCAAAAUAUAUUCUUCACACUUAUUUUGUAAUUAAUCAUGUGUGUCCCUUAAUGUUUAAUUAGAGGCAGAAAGAUUUUUUAAAAAAAAGACGAUUUCAUCAACAAAACACAAUUUUCUCAAAUAAACAUUUAAAUUCAACUAGACAAACUUACAUUUCCAUAUCAUGGAUAAUCGUGGAAGAAAGAAAAUUAAAUCAAUCACUUGUUUAGAUGACCAAAUCAACACCACUGCUUCUGUUAAUCACAAUAAACAAAACAAUUGUGACAACACUGCUAAUAACACUGAUAAUAUGAAUAGUAAUAAAAGUAACAAUAAGCAUUUUACAACAUCAUCAUCUUCAUCUGCAUCAUCCCCGCGAUCGAAAACAUCAAGAACAACAACACCAACAGCUACGACAACAACAACAACAACAACGAAUAAUCCCGCUCGACAAACUACAAAUACGUCAGCCCAUUCCACAUCAUCAUUAUCUUCUGAUCAAUCAACAUUAGUAACAAUGAAAACAAGUCCCAGUAUUGAUGGUGAGAAUAAAAAUGGUCAACUAGCAAAAUCCUCAUCACCAUCAUCACAGAACACUAACAAUACAACUAAAGUGAAUGAUAAUAAUCAUAGUUUUUCAUCAACUGAUUCUGGUCGUAGUAGCAUAAGUAGUAGUCAAACAAGCAAUGGUGAAGAAAUCACUGAGAAUAAUUUCAAUAAAACAAAAGUUAAUGAAUUGACGGUAACCAAAACUGAUAUCAGGUUAGAUAAUCAUAAAUUAGAUAGUGGUAGUAAUAGUAGUAGUAGUAAUGCUAGUAGUAGAAGUAAUCAUGAUAACAUUAUUGAUAGUUCACCGUCUGCUGUAAGUGAAUUGGAUAUCUAUUCUGAUGUGACUCUUAUACCCAAAUCAACUGUGACCAUAGAUUUCCCUAUAAAAUCAGGUAAAAAAUCUACCAAACGUGUUAAUGGACGUAAACCGGUCAAAGGAAUUAAAACAUCUACACGACAUAGUGUCGGUAGAACAAGACAAGAUGAAUUGAAACUACAAAAUGGAUUACACUCUGCAUGUGAGAUAGGAACAUCCUCGUCAAGUUCAUGCACACUACCAGCAUCUAAGGUCAACCAACAACAUAAUCUGGAGAAAAUAUAUCCACAGACAUUUAAAACAAAAUCUGUCAACAAUCAGUCAUCAUUUCAAGACUGUUCAAUUACUACGGAUAAUGUUAAAAACAACAUUGAGUCUAGUCAAGAAAGUCAACAAUCAACCACUACUGAUUUAUCAUCUUUCACAUCCCUUAGUUCAUCUUCACCAUCGUCAACCUCUCCAUGUUCAAUAAGCCGAACUAAUCGUAUUUCAGAGAAAAAUAUAAUCAACGAAAACUCUAAUCUAUCGGCUGAAAUUCAAAUAAGAACUUCAUAUAACGUUAACCAGAGAAGAAAAGAACUAUUCACUCAAAUAUCCAAUAAUGUAUCUGAUCAUGAAGGUGAUUCUUCAGAUAUAGAAACUACCACUUUCAAUAAUCUUUCAAUUGAUAUCAACACAUCGAAUGACAUAAAUGAAUUGAAUCGGGAAAUAAAAAGUGAAAUUUCUUCACCACUUGGUUUUGUUAAAACAAUAGAAAUUACCCGGUCUAAUUCAAUUCCAGAAAUUUUUGACAGUUCCAAAUCAAUUACAUCAAAAACUAUCACAACCUCAUGUGUUAUAGUUACAACGAAUGAACCGUUACGAGCUGAAGCAUCAAAUACCGUAAACUUAUAUCCUAGAUCAAAAUCCAAUUAUUCACCUAAAGAUUCAGAUCACUUUAAUAAUCAUCACUUUGGUACAAACAGACGAAAAUCUCGUUACAACUCAAACAACACUAACAACAUAGACUAUUCUAACUUUAAUUUAAAAUCACUACUUAAUAACAAAUACAUGAAAAGUUUUCUAAUGCAGCCUUUUUUAGUUCCGGAUUACAUUAAUGCUUCUGCAUAUACAACAAUCAACGGUUAUGAUUUGGCUAAUUUGAGAAAAUCAAUUCUCAAUACUGAAGGGAGUAAACAAAAUUUUCAAACAGCUGCAGCAGCUGCUGCUGCGGCGGCAGCCCUUUUACCAGAACCAGGUUUAUUCAUUAAUUCACCUUGUUACUACUGGCUACCAUCAUCAGGAUUUAAUAAUUCUACUAAAAAUACUACUACUACUACAUUUACUGCAGAUUGUGCAAAAAUGUAUAAUGAUAAAACUAUAAACAGCAAUGGAAAUAAUCACGUGACCUAUGCGAAUGGAGGUAACCGGUAUAUGUUGCAACAACUUACCAGUCAAACGAAUCAUGGAGUUGAUGAAUCAAAGUCUUGUGAACCUUCGAAAGUAUCUGUUCCAAAUGAUGAACUUAAUUAUACCAAACGCGAUUCUAGACUAUCCAAUAGUCAAAUUCAAACUAACAACAAUAGAAACAAAAUCAUAUCUCAUCCAAUAUCUCGUUCAAUGACAAAAUUGAAUUCUUUAACACCAGAAGAUGUGAUAAAUGGUGAUAAUUUUGAAAAUCGUCCCAGUUCAGCUAAAGAUGCAACUAUUAAUGAUGUACAGUCUAAAUCAGUGAAAGAUAAUAUUUCUACUACAUCCAUUUAUAAAGGAAAUAAUAGUAAAACUACUAAAACACAAUCAACCACAGAUUAUUUAAAUUUAGAUAAUAAUAUUAAUAGUUCUGAUAAAUUAGGUUCAAUUAAAUAUACAUCAAUUGAAUCUAAUCCAGAAAUGAUGCUCAUGAAUAUAACCAAUACAUUAGGACAACCAAUUUCGAUAAUUACUAAUCCAAUACAAAUUGAUACAUUACAAAUGCCCAAUGAAGAUGUUAUGAAUAUUGAUCGAAGUGGAACAGUUUCAUCAGCGGUAUCAUUGACAACAACAGCGGCAGCAGCAGCAUCGACAGUGACAAUAACAACAACAACAGGACUAACAACUAACUACAUUCCAAAUCCAGACUCAUAUUUAACAACUCCGACUACGUUCUUUUAUUUUUAUAACAAUGAAGGACAGUUAUUUGCACUGCCAAGUAAUGCACUAAUUUUUCCUACUACUGUUGGUCGUCUUGGCACAACAACUGCAUCGAAUGAGAUAACAUAUAAUAAUAAUAGUCCAUCAACAUUUAUUACUCCACAAGUUAAUGGUAAUACUAGUAAUAACAAUUAUUGUAAUAAUUCUUCUACUAAUCGUACUACAAGUUGUGUUUCUAGUUAUGAAGUUCCAGACCAAUUGUAUUCAGGUGCCAAUUAUAAUACUAUCAUUAAACAGACUGAUAAUAAUCAAUGUCGUGAACUUAUACCAGGUUAUACAGUGCCUAUACAACCUUCAUUUCUGAAUGGAUUUCAUCAAUGGGUACCUGGUCAAAUUACUUUAGACAAUCAAACAGGAGUUCAACAACUUCAAAACUCUUCAACUAAUUCGUUAAUGAUACCAUCAAAUCAAAGUGUCAUUUUACAUCCAUCAUGUCCAUUUCCUUUACCUUCAGUAGGAUUAAUUCAACCAUUGAUAUCAAAUAUUUAUUCGAAUCAAAAUUUCAAUUCUACACCUACUUCAAAUGAUAACACUAACAAUAACAAUAAUAAUAAUCGUAAUAGUUCAUCUAAACAAAAAAAUAAUCAAUCGAACAUUAAUUCACUAAUGAAUCGUUCUACAGAUCAAUUUAAAUUACGUCGUAUCACUAAUGAUCUACCAAGUUUAUUAGGCAAUGCUAAAUCAACACGUUCAGGAUUGACUUCUGGAAAAAUAAUCAAUUCUAGUAAUAAUCAUUCGGGAAAAUAUUCUGGAAAAGGUUUAAUAUCUAAUUUCUUAGAUGAUUAUAACAAUGCACUGAAUAAUCAAACUGCUGCUAAUCGUCAGAAAAAACAUGCAUCUAAGACAAAUUUAUAUAUUCGUGGAUUGCCAACUUCAUUCACGGAAGAAGAAUUACAUACACUAGCACCAGAUCGUAAAUUGAUACGAUCGGUUAAAUUAAUAGCUGGAUCUGAAGGGGAAAUGUAUGGAUUCAUAGACUUUGUGAAUAAUGAAGCGGCUAAAUCUGCUUUGUUGCAUAUCAAAUCGGGAAAUCGUGAAUUAUAUGUAAAUUUCGCUUACGAAUCUGAAAAAGAUCCACAAAAUGUUUAUAUAACCAAUAUUCCUGAAUCAUGGACAGCAUCGAACGUUGAAGAUUUGAAACAAAUUUUUCAACCUUAUGGACCAAUAGCAACUGCUAUUGUAAUGACGAAGAGAUCAAACAAUUUCUGUACAGGUGCUGGAUUCGUACGCUUUGUUCGUUCGGAAGAUGCACAAAAAGCAAUCGAUGGAAUUCGUAAUGCACGAAUCACAUUAGAAAAUGGUAAAGGACCAUUAGAAGUUAAAUUAGCUGAUAGACAAAAACCAUCAGACGAUCAACCGAAUGCUUCAAAAGUAAGAUCUUUGAAACGUAAUAGUGAACCACCGGAAUCAUCCACAUCAACAGGAUUAAUGAAUGGAAAUGAAGAGAAUGUGCGACGACAUUCACGUACAAGAAAACAAUCGGACUGUUUAUUACCUAAUGAUAAUCAUUUAUCGAAUCAUAAUCCCAAUACAUCAAAUCAAUUACGAUCGAAUCCUGGUGUUUUGGGUCCAGCUGCUGAUUUAACCUCAUGGGAUGUAACCAAUCGUCUUAAUAAUUCUGAUUCAUUUUUGUUAGCAUUACGUGCAGCUUGGGCAUCGAAUUCUUUGCAGAAUUCUAACUUUUUAUUACGUAAUUCUAUUGGACAAAAUAAUUUAACAUCGACUAAUGAAAACAAUCGUGGUUUAUUACCAAUUCCUAAUCAAACUGUACACUUGACCAAUUUAAUGUCACAACAAAAAGUACCUAAUGGAAUUUUACAUAGUCAAAAUCCUGUUCAACAUAGUUUAGUAAAUGGACCGACUGCUGUAGCCGCAGCUGCGGCAGCAGCUCAAGCUGUUACCGCUUUAUUGCCUUUUUCUAGACCAAUUGACAAUUAUUCAUUAUCACAAGCCCUUAUGCAUGCACCUGUUGCACCGACAAUGAUUGGUCCAAUGAUUCAACCAGCUUCCAAUUGGACUGCAAGUCCAUUAAUAUCCAACAUUUACCAAUCCAUAUAACACAUUCAUGAGAAAGUUUGGGGACAAAAAAAAGGAAUGUGAAAUUUCUAUAAAAAAUUUUCAUGAUAAGUUAUUGUUAUUUUUUUUUAAUCUUCUAACAAUUCAGAGAGUUUUUUUUCUAAAAAAAAAUGCAAACAAACAAAUAAACAUUUAUUUCUUUAGAAAACAAAAACAACAGUACAGAACCUAUUUCCACAUAUUACAUCAUAGAUGCUACAAUGAAUAGGAUUAGUAGUAAAAAGAAAAAUUAUUUCAAUCAACUUGAUCAAAAAACAAUAUACACAUCAGUUUAGUUAGGCGUGUGCGUGUAUGAUUAUGUAUGUGUAUGUUUAAGUUUUGCUUGUGAAUAAUAAGUUUGCCAUGCCACAUACUACUACUACUACUACUACUACUAGUAUGUCGUUUAUAGUGAAUUGACUAAAAAACUGUUACAUUUGAUGACAUGUUAAUAUCUCAUUUGAUUUGAUUUGACUUGAAGAAUAUUUUUUUGUCAGUGAUAAUUUGUUUGUUUGUUUGAUUUCUUUCCACACACAAAUAUUUUCCAUUAGCAUUUAACAAUAUAUACAGUUGUAUUGUAUGUAUUCAUUCACCUUGGCAUUUUCUUAGGUGAAUUAUUGUUGUUGUUGAUGUUGUUGUUGUUGUUCCUACUCUCUUUACUUUUCCAUCAUACACUUGUACUCAUUCACUUUGUAACAGAAGGUGACAGAAAGCAGAAGAAAAACUUAUUUUAAUAAUAAUAAUAAUAAUAAUAA
Schistosoma turkestanicum is the source of this 6169-nucleotide messenger RNA. The record is from the annotation of a GenBank genome assembly. Lineage: Eukaryota; Metazoa; Platyhelminthes; Trematoda; Strigeidida; Schistosomatidae.